AUGGACUGGACGACAACGAACGUCAUACGCCGGGAUGGGGAGCAGCUUGUUACCCAGCCUAGAAGCAUCACAUCGGCUGGGGCUGUCAUAUCUCGAAUCGAGUCCAUCUUGGAGUCUGUCCUUGACUGUGUGGCCGAAGGAAAGGAGCUCCUGAUCGACUUUGCCACAGGUAGAGAAGAUCAAACCACCCAAAAGAUCCAUUUCCCAGGAAAGUGUUUGCAGGAGGCCACAAAAUUCGCUCGGAUCCUUCUCAUUUUGCAGCUCGCCCACGACGCUCUGGUUUCGGGGAUAGUAUUGACCAAGCGCCACAUCUUCUAUCAGCACCAAGAAUUAUUUGGCAGCCAGAGGACGGUGGAUAAGCUUGUAGACAGCCUUGCCCUAGCACUUGGCAUUCAUCGUGAUGAGUUGAAUAUUGUCGCCUCUUCAAAGGGAGUCUUCUCAGGAUGUCUCAGUAUUCGCCUUCAAGAUGAUAGAGUGAUUGGUCCCGCCACAGGUGAUGCGGUUUGUAGACCUGAUUCUACCGCUUGGGAUUACGCUACCAACGACUGGAUCAAUUGCGACCAUAAACUGCGAAGCCACACGGUGGAUUCUCGUCGCAAUAUUUCGCUCUUUGACAUCUUCGUCGUUUUGGCAAACGCCAAGGGGUAUCCGGACAUACUCACAUGCUCGUUUCUGCAGCUCAUCCGCUUCAACUGUCCACAGAUACCAAUAUUUACACUAGUCGACUAUGACCCUGAUGGGCUCAAUAUUUUCCGCUGCUAUCGUUUUAGAUCUAACAAUGCAAUUCAAGAAACAGAUGCUACGACUUCAAGUAUACGCUGGCUUGGAAUCAAAUCACAAGAUCUUCUAGAAUAUGAGACUUAUCUCAAUAGCUCGAUAAGGCACUCUUCAGCCAGCCAGCAAUUGACAAAUAGUCAGUCGUCCGAGGAGAGCAAUAGUUCGAAAACGUCAAUCUCGUCUACCGAGUGUCGUGACCCUGUUUCAUUUCUUUCAACACGCGAUCGUAAAGUCGCCGUCGGGAUUUUAGAAAAGCUGUUAGACGUCAAAGAUGAUGCUGAAGUCGUCGAAGCCCAGAGAGAACUUCAAGUCAUGUUGAUGAUGGGCGUCAAAGCUGAGAUACAAUGGCUCGAUGAAGCAGGAAAUCUCACUGACUGGCUCGACUUCAAGCUUGGGAAGCUCCUUUUAUAG
Trichoderma asperellum CBS 433.97 is the source of this 1188-nucleotide messenger RNA. The record is from RefSeq and is a predicted model, not a curated record. Lineage: Eukaryota; Fungi; Ascomycota; Sordariomycetes; Hypocreales; Hypocreaceae.